Anolis carolinensis (green anole) is the source of this 5106-nucleotide messenger RNA. RefSeq names its product WASH complex subunit 4 (gene washc4). Gene Ontology annotation, cellular component: WASH complex; endosome. The transcript has 34 exons. The coding region runs from base 86 to 3607 and encodes 1173 amino acids. NCBI's taxonomy places the organism in Eukaryota, Metazoa, Chordata, Lepidosauria, Squamata, Anolidae. The record is from RefSeq and is a predicted model, not a curated record. Gene Ontology annotation, biological process: endosome organization; endosomal transport.
GACAGGAAGUCUCGUGCCUUUCACUCUGACGAGGGGCGAGAGGCUGCGCCGCCGCCGCCGCCGCUGUGGGGUGAGAGGGCUUGUCAUGGCGCUGGAGACGCUCUCGCCGGACUGGGAGUUUGACCGCGUCGACGACGGCUCUCAGAAAAUCCAUGUUGAAGUGCAGUUGAAGAAUUAUGAGAAAUUUCUUACGGCGUACACUUCCCAGCUGAAGAGAAUUGAAGAUGCGUUGGAUGACUCCGUAGGAGAUGUUUGGGAUUUCAAUCUUGAUCCUAUUGCAUUAAAUCUUUUGCCUUAUGAACAGUCUUCCUUACUUGAGCUCAUAAAGACAGAAAACAAGGUCCUAAACAAAGUUAUCACUGUGUAUGCUGCUCUGUGCUGUGAAAUCAAAACAUUAAAGUAUGAGGCAGAAACAAAAUUUUAUAAUGGCCUCUUGUUUUAUGGAGAGGGAGAUAUGGAUUCUAGUAAAGUGGAAGGAGAUAGCCAAAUUCAGAUGGGAAGAUUUAUUUCAUUUUUACAGGAGCUGUCUUGCUUUGUGACACGGUGCUAUGAAGUAGUGAUGAAUGUAGUUCACCAGUUGGCUGUCCUUUAUACUAGUAACAAGAAUACGCCCAAAGUUAUAGAGACAUCAGGAGUUCAUUUUCAGGCUAUGUAUGAGCAUCUGGGGGAACUCCUGACAGUUUUACUCACAUUGGAUGAGAUAAUAUAUAAUCAUGCUACGCUGAAAGAUCACUGGACUAUGUACAAAAGGUUACUAAAAUCUGUCCAUCACAAUCCUUCUAAAUUUGGAAUGCAGGAAGAGAAAUUGAAGCCAUUUGAAAAGCUGCUAUUAAAACUAGAAAGCCAGUUACUGGAUGGGAUGAUAUUUCAGGCUUGUAUAGAACAGCAGUUUGAUUCCCUGAAUGGUGGGGUGUCAGUGUCGAAGAACAGCACUUUUGCCGAGGAGUUUGCACAUAGUAUUCGCACAAUUUUUACCAAUAUUGAAGCUAAGCUUGGUGAACCCUCAGAAAUUGACCAGAGAGAUAAAUACGUAGGAAUUUGUGGGCUCUUUGUGCUGCAUUUUCAGAUUUUUCGGACUAUAGACAAGAAAUUUUACAAAUCAUUACUGGACAUUUGCAAAAAGGUGCCAGCUAUUACUCUUACUGCUAAUAUAAUUUGGUUUGCGGACUCCUUUCUAAGCCAGAAAAUGCCAGAUGCUGCCAAACUUCUGGACAAGAAAACUUUUCAGUCCAUUAAGUUAAACAGAGAAAGUUUUCUACAGCAGAAGGCCCAGUCACUUACCAAAGAAAUGCAGUCAUAUUAUGUGUUUGUUAGCUCUUGGAUGAUGAAAAUGGAAUCUAUUUUGUCAAAGGAACAACGGAAGGAUAAGUUUGCAGAAGAUCCAACCAACAGGUGCAAUGUUUUUAUACAGGGGUUUCUGUAUGCUUACAGCCUUAGUAACAUCAUUAAAACAACAAUGAAUCUGCACAUGUCCAUGCAGAAGCCAAUGACUAAAACCUCAGUUAAAGCAUUGUGCAGGAUGGUGGAACUUCUUAAAGCAAUAGAACAUACAUUUUACAGAAGAAGUAUGAUCGUUGCUGAUUCAGUCACACACAUAAUCCAACAUCUUCAGCAUCAGGCUCUUAAUGCUAUUGCUAUAGCCAAGAAAAGAGUAAUUUCUGACAAAAAGUACAGUGAACAGCGCCUUGAUGUACUCUCUGCACUUGUUCUGGCUGAGAAUACCCUCACUGGUCCUAGCACAAAACAGAGGCGGCUCAUUAUAUCUCUGGCUCUCAGUGUGGGCACACAGAUGAAAACAUUUAAAGAUGAAGAACUCCUUCCUCUGCAAGUAGUGAUGAAAAAAUUGGCCUUAAUCAGUGAACUUAGGGAACGAGUUCAAGUACAAUGUGACUGCUGCUUCCUGUACUGGCAUAGAACUGUAUUUCCAAUUUAUCUGGAUGAUGUCUAUGAAAAUGCAAUAGAUGCUGCUAGACUGCAUUACAUGUUUAAUGCACUGAGGGAUUGUGUUCCAGCUAUGAUGCACUCAAGGCAUUUAGAAUCCCAUGAAAUUCUUCUAGAAAGUUACGACAAAGAAAUCAUGGAUGUUUUAAAUAAGCACCUUCUGGACAAAUUAUGUAAAGAAAUAGAAAAGGAUUUGCGCCUUUCUGUUCAUACACAUUUAAAGCUAGAUGAUCGAAAUCCAUUCAAAGUUGGCAUGAAGGACCUUGCACACUUCUUCUCUUUGAACCCAAUUCGCUUUUUUAAUAGGUUCAUAGAUAUCAAAGCUCAUGUGACUCAUUAUCUAGACAAGACUUUUUACAAUUUAACCACAGUAGCACUUCAUGACUGGGCCACAUAUAGUGAAAUGAGGAAUUUGGCAACUCAGCGCUAUGGCUUAACUAUGACAGAAGCACAUCUUCCUAGUCAGACUUUAGAACAGGGGCUAGAUGUCCUGGAAAUUAUGAGAAAUAUUCAUGUGUUUGUAUCCAGAUACCUUUACAAUCUCAAUAAUCAGAUCUUCAUUGAGAGAAUCAGCAAUAACAAGCAUCUUAACACCAUAAAUAUAAGGCACAUUGCUAAUUCAAUUCGAACACAUGGCACAGGAAUCAUGAAUACAACAGUCAAUUUCACAUACCAGUUUCUGAGAAAGAAAUUUUAUAUCUUUAGUCAGUUUAUGUAUGAUGAACACAUCAAAUCCAGACUGAUCAAAGACAUCAGAUUCUUUAGGGAAUUUAAGGAUCAAAAUGACCACAAGUACCCUUUCGAAAGAGCAGAGAAAUUCAACCGAGGGAUCAGAAAACUUGGAAUUACGCCUGAUGGACAAAGUUACCUUGACCAGUUCAGGCAACUAAUAAGCCAGAUAGGAAAUGCCAUGGGUUAUGUCCGGAUGAUUAGAUCUGGUGGACUGCACUGCUGUAGCAGUGCAAUUAGGUUUGUUCCUGAUCUCGAAGAUAUUGUUAAUUUUGAAGAACUUGUGAAAGAGGAAGGUCUUUCAGAAGAAACACAAAAAGCAGCAAGGCAACUGGAUUGUGUACUAAGUGAUCUCACACGCAACUCUGCAGAAGGCACAGAAUACUUCAAAAUGCUUGUGGAUGUGUUUGCUCCUGAAUUCCGCAGUCCAAAGAACAUGCAUCUACGCAACUUUUAUAUAAUUGUUCCUCCACUGGCUCUUAACUUUAUCGAACAUUCAAUCAGCUGUAAGGAGAAACUGAAUAAAAAGAACAAAGCUGGUGCAGCCUUCACUGAUGAUGGUUUUGCCAUGGGCGUCGCUUACAUUCUGAAGCUUUUGAACCAGUACCAAGAGUUUGAUUCUCUCCACUGGUUCCAGUCAGUGCGAGAGAAGUAUGUGAGAGAAAUCAGAGCAUUGGCAAAGCAGCAGAACGUUCAGUCAGCGAGUCAAGAUGAAAAGUUGUUACAGACUAUGAACCUCACUCACAAGCGACUGGAAGUUUGUUUACAGGAGUUUGAACUGCUUCAUUUCUCACUGAGUAGUGCAAGGAUAUUUUUUAGAGCGGAUAAAACAGCAGCAGAAGAAAAUCAAGAGAAAAAAGAACGUGAAGAAGAAAGUGGAAAAACAAGCAAUGGAGGCCUGUCCAACUCUACUUCUGGAGAUCUGGUUGUGAAAUGAGAGCCUGGAAAUCCACAGCAGUGGUGAUUUGCUGAAAGUGAUGGGAUGAACUGGAAUGGAAUUUUUCAACCUUUGAAUUUGACAGUGAGCCAGAACUGCUAUGAAAUGGAGAAUAAUCCAUAUUCAUUCAAUUCAAAAUAUUGUUGUUAAUUCUCUCUGGUCAAGUUUCAUUAAAAUAUGCAGCUUACCUCAUAUGAGUUGAGGUUGAAGAAUGUGUGUUUUAUUUUGGCUUAAAUGUCUUAUUUUUUUUUAAACAACCUUGCAUUUCACUUGAUUUAAACAUGACAUCUCAUGCUUGGCAUUGUUUUUGUUGCUUGUUUCCAACUUAUGUCCCACAUUGAAAAACUGUCAUUAAUAGACCUUUGGAAUCCAAAGAAACUGCCAGCAUAAUGAGUCAACCUCUGACUUUCAGAGAAAAGCACUGUAAAACAUGUAAAUUCAAGACACCUUUCUGCUGUAAUAAACAUACAUUUGUUUCCUUUUUGUCCUGUAACUCGAGCAAAUCCUUCAUUUAGGGCACCACAUGUGCCUAAACUGUACAGUACUAACCAAACUAGCAUGGUGUUAGUGAUAUCUUGCAAAUGUCCUCAGACUUCCCUACGGUAUUAAACCAUGUAAGGACACUGCUUCUGUGAAUAUAUACAUAUGUACAGUCAUAGUUUUCUUUGUGAAUUUGUAAGUUCCUGUAUUCUAAACAUAUUGUAGAACAGUUAAGAAGAACGAACAGUUUGGGUUUACAAUCUUAGAGCAGGUAGUGAGAUAUUUCUACUUGUGCCACAGAGUUGGGUCUCCAUUAAAGCCUGUACAAUUUGGGAAACUUCAGGUAGAUGUCAGCUACUGCAUAUAAAUGUAGUGGGUUAAACUGGAAGGAAUGAAAUUACAGCCAUAAUGAAGCAUGCAAAGAGCAAAAGCCAGGAAAAGGGAAUGAAAUGCUAUGGAGGUAAUUUUUCUCCUUUUUCCUAUCCCACCUUUUACUAAACUAACAUCAAAGCAGUAUUUAUGCAUAAUUUUCUUAUUCUUUUUGUUUACAAACAGUAAAAAAGGGAGGCUUAUUUUCAUUCUUCUACUUUUGACUGAUGAUCCCUUCUUUCAAUAAAGUACAUAACAGCGUGAAUACAUAAAUCCCUUCUGUAAGAGAGGUUUAAUCGGAAGAUUAUUAAAUCUGACAUAUUCCAUUGAUUACUACAUAAUCUUAUCUGGGGGGGGGGGGUACGUGUUUGAGGCCAGCAGAUCUACCAGAGAGUCAUAGAUGGGCCAGAACAGCAAAGCCAUCAAUGUACUUUAUACUUCUGUAUUUGUCUGAGGUGCAGAGUUGAGGUCCUGUCGCAAGUUUUCAUUCAGUUUGGUUGAUCAGUUCCAUCUGACAGCUAUGCUCAAAUUCUCAGGAAUGAAGGGGACCAAAUAUAACAUGUCUUACUCAUUUUACAAAAGGCUGUUACCUCAGUUUUGUUCUGUUGAAUAUUCUGUACAUAAUAAUAAAUGAAUCUUUGGAAACUGGA